GACAGUGACAGUAUUUAUUAUAUUCUACAUCCCACAUUUUGAGGUUAGAUAAUCCAAAGAAAAUAUAGUAAACUAGGCAUCAUAAAGUUAAAACAGACUAACAAAAUGCCGUUCAUGAAAGGAAGAGCGCCUAUUCGUCGCACAUUAAACUAUCUUAACGCCGGAAAACUCGUGUUGAAAGACAAAAUCAAGAUAUUUUCCGUGGCAUACAACAUUGCGGGUCAGAACAACGCAGGUGCGAAGGAUUUCGUGUUCUGGUACUUGCCUCAGAUACAGUACAAGAAUCCGAACGUGCAGGUCGCGACGCUGAAGAAUCUGACGCCUUCACCGUUCAUUAAGUGUUACUUUGAAGAUGGUCGCCAGGUUUUAAUAGAUAUUGAUAAUAAGUCAAAGGAAGAUGUUUUAGAGCAUUUAUUGAAUACUGUGGGGAAGAGUAAGGAGGUGUUGGAAGCGGAGGCGGUGGCCGCUGAGAAGAAGGAUAACCCGGCGAACUUCGGUGUUGGUUGUGAGCGCGCUUGUAUGUGUGAGAACUACGGACAAGUGCCUUGCUCCGGGGUAGUGACAUUGCCUAAAUUUAUGAGAGGGAAGUACACGAAUCCGGCGAAUUAGUUUAGGAAAGUGAUAGGCGUGUGUUGUUC
Messenger RNA from Cydia amplana, 638 nucleotides. RefSeq names its product small ribosomal subunit protein mS25 (gene mRpS25). The transcript has a single exon. Bases 106 to 609 code for a protein of 167 amino acids. Gene Ontology annotation, cellular component: mitochondrion. NCBI's taxonomy places the organism in Eukaryota, Metazoa, Arthropoda, Insecta, Lepidoptera, Tortricidae. The record is from RefSeq and is a predicted model, not a curated record. Gene Ontology annotation, molecular function: structural constituent of ribosome.